AUACCAACAAGUGAAAGAUGGCAGAGGCCUCGUCCUACGCCAUCGCCGUCGCUCUGCUCUGCCUGCUCACCGCCGAUGGCUGCUCCGGCUGCCCCUGGUUUCUGCCUGCUACAUUCUGCCCUGCCCCCACCCCUUACAACCCUGCACCCGUCCCCGCUACCCCCACCCCCCGCCCCGUUACACCAACACCUGUCUCCGCUGCCGCCGGCCCCGGCUCCGGCGGUAACCACGUCGAUGCCGGCGGCUGGUUGGACGCCAGGGCCACCUGGUACGGCGCUCCGGAUGGCGCCGGGCCGCUGGACAAUGGUGGCGCGUGCGGGUUCAAGAAAGUGAACCUGCCGCCGUUCAACGCCAUGACGUCGUGCGGCAACGAGCCGAUCUUCAAGGACGGCAAGGGGUGCGGGUCCUGCUACCAGAUAAGGUGCGUGGGCAAGGCUCACCCGGCCUGCUCCGGCAUCCCCGAGACGGUGAUCAUCACCGACAUGAACUACUACCCUGUCGCCCGCUACCACUUCGACCUUAGCGGCACUGCCUUCGGCGCCAUGGCCAAGGACGGCCGCAACGAAGAGCUCCGGCACGCCGGUAUCAUCGACAUGCAGUUCAAGAGGGUGCCAUGCCAGUACCGAGGGUUGUCCGUGACAUUCCACGUCGAGAAGGGGUCGAACCCGAACUACCUGGCGAUCCUGGUGGAGUACGGGAACGGUGACGGGGACGUGGCGCAGGUGGACCUCAUGGACGGCGGUGAGCCGACCGGGGCCUGGGCCCCGAUGAGGCACUCGUGGGGCUCUAUCUGGCGCAUGGACACGCGCCGCCCGCUCCGGGGGCCCUUCUCGUUGCGGGUCACCAACGGGUCCGGCAGGUCGCUGGUUGCCGACCAGGUCAUCCCCGCUGACUGGAAGCCCCAAGCCGUGUACAGCUCCGGCGUCCAGUUUGAUGAUUGAUCCCUUUCGCUCAUCCAUGCAGGGCAUGCACGUCCAUAUGCAUGCAAGCCAGGAUUUAUUGUGUCAGGCAAUAUAUACUCCCUUUGUUUUUAAAUAUAUAUAUAUUUAAGAUUUUAUUAAAAAAUUACAUAC
Messenger RNA from Hordeum vulgare subsp. vulgare (domesticated barley), 1073 nucleotides. Its product is annotated as expansin-B7-like. Bases 18 to 941 code for a protein of 307 amino acids. Gene Ontology annotation, cellular component: extracellular region. The record is from RefSeq and is a predicted model, not a curated record. The transcript is spliced from 2 exons. Gene Ontology annotation, biological process: sexual reproduction. NCBI's taxonomy places the organism in Eukaryota, Viridiplantae, Streptophyta, Magnoliopsida, Poales, Poaceae.